AAAGGUAUGUAAAGCGCCAUCUGUGUUAGCAAAAACAAAGAGACUUGACAGUUUUAAAUGAACUUGGCACAUUGCAGUCACAAAAGUAUCUCUGCUAUUGAUACUGUAAAGUUUCAACAACCAAAAAAGAGAUGUAGUUAGCAAGGUUUAAGGUAAAGCUGCGUAGGUAAUGGAGUCAGCGAAAUGUCAUUUGAUUCAGCCAUGGUUCACUAUAGUUCUGAAGACAACAAGCCAUGCUGCAAGUUCUGUGGUAAAAAGUUUGCACAGUCGAGCUACAUUAAGGCUCAUAUGAGACUACAUACCGGUGAAAAACCAUUUGCCUGUUCAUUUUGUCCAAAAAGAUUUAGUGACUGUAGCAAUUGGAAGAAACAUGAACGUAUACAUAUUCGUCAACUUGGGAUUAAAGUGGAUACACCUCCCCCACCUCAAAGAAGUGAGUCCUCAAAAUCCAAAGCAGUUUUAAUUUCUCCACCAGUUAAGGUAAAACAAGAACAGAUAACUGGGUUUCAGUGCAAACUUUGUGGCAAAGCUUUCGCCAAUGCCAGCAGUUUAACAACACAUAAACGAAUUCAUAGUGGAGAACGACCAUACCGUUGUGGAAUUUGUGGAAAAUCAUUCACGCAGAUAGGAACACUUAGAACUCACGAACGUGUUCACACAGGGGAGAAACCAUACAUUUGUAAAAUUUGUGGUCAGACAUUUGCACAAAGUGGUAGUUUUCGCAUGCACGAACGCAGGCACAUGAUGGAAAUGUUACACCAAUGCCCACUUUGUCCAAUUAAAUUUGCAAAUUACGAAGAUGCCAAACGUCAUUUAGCAACACAUUCAGAAAUGGCAGAGUCCAAAAUGGCAGAGGGGUCCCAGGUUACUGGGGAAUCACCAGAUGCCUUAUCACCACAUAUUGAUACAUUUUCACCAAGAAGCAGUCAUGCAGAUCAAGUCUCGUCUCCUCUCUUCCCAUUUCCACCACAGAUACCAAAUUUUGUGACAACAGGAUCUGUCUGUUUACCAGUAAGUUUAUCAACAAACAGCAACAUACCAACACCGGUCAGCAUUUUACAGUCGCAAGCAUUAAAUUUACAAGCCAGAUCUUUUGCUGAAUUUUACCAUAAACCAUACGCGCCAAAUGUGGGCAUCUCUGUUUCUGACCGUGUAGCCAAUGAAAACAGCGAUACUGAUGUUGUGAGUACAACUACAUGUCGGAACAGAAAAUACAGUUCUGACUCGCAUACUUCCAGAUCCAUGUCUACACCUGACGGAACUAACCAUAAUGAAGAUACUAAAAAAACCAACAUGGAUUCAGAUGCCUACAUUAAUGAAAUUAACCAUAAGACAUCUGAAAACUCGAGUGUAACCAGUGAGCACUCUGAUAAUGUUGUCAGUGAUGAACCUGGCACGAUAAGUCGUACAAACCUUCAUUCAAAGCUACGUGGAUCAUCAAACUCUAGAAAGCAGAGAUAUCCACAAAGAAGGUACAGUUCAAGUGUCACGAUGGAUCCCGUUACAUCAACUCAACCCAGUACCAGUUACAUAUCAGUGGAAACCAGUUCAAAUAUGUCUGGGGAGAUGACAGAGGAUGAAGGAAGAGAUGAGGUCAACACGUCACAGAAGCAGUAUCGUUGUAACCAUUGUCAUAUUAUUUAUGAAGAUUGUACACUUUAUCUGCUUCAUAAUGGGUUUCAUUCACACGAUACUGACCCGUUUAAAUGUGUCAUCUGUCGAAAGUCUUGUCGAGACAGGAUUGAAUUUAAUUGCCAUUUGACCAGUCAUCUGAAGUAACUUUAAUUUAAAAAAUGUUGAAAUUAUUUUUGGCGG
This is a messenger RNA of Mytilus californianus (California mussel), 1815 nucleotides long. RefSeq names its product zinc finger protein 271-like. The record is from RefSeq and is a predicted model, not a curated record. The transcript is spliced from 2 exons. NCBI's taxonomy places the organism in Eukaryota, Metazoa, Mollusca, Bivalvia, Mytilida, Mytilidae. Gene Ontology annotation, biological process: regulation of transcription by RNA polymerase II. Gene Ontology annotation, molecular function: RNA polymerase II cis-regulatory region sequence-specific DNA binding; DNA-binding transcription factor activity. The coding region runs from base 184 to 1779 and encodes 531 amino acids.